ACUAUGAUCUAGUGUUUUUUUUUUUGUUUCUUUUUUUUUGGCUUUUAUGACGCUCUCGACUUCUCCCUGAAGCUUGGGCGCUAGUUCAAUUUCAGCUCACGGUUCCUGAGUGUCAAGCUGCUAUCGACCUUAGCUAGCUCCCUAACAUCGUCACAACAAACAUGACUUCAUCUAUGAUCUAAUCAUAUCCCUAAUUCACGGAUAGAAACAUCAGUUUCCGUCUUUAAUUUGCUUCUUUCGCCAAUCUCCCUUCAGACUCCACCACGGAUCAUCUAUCCCUUAAAGCACUGACCUCGAUUCAAAGGCUAGCAAUACCUCAGCAUCAUCGAUCGUUGAUGCAACUCUCCCGUUGUCUCAUUAACGAAACUCGAGAUCGAACUCCACUACAGUUCAGAUAAACCACUUAACGCGUCAAGAUCAUGUAAAUCGCGAAUCGGUCGCGGUUAGUUGCUUGCCACUUGCAUCACAAUCGCCCAGCCACGCGACAGCUGAUCUGGAGAUUAACCUCUCGGAUCGAGGUUUUCAAUUAAGAGAUCAGGGGUACUGGGAUCUGGCUCUUAAGUGCUUGCAGCAAGGCUAGUAGCGAGCCGUGCUGUUGGUCCUGAGGAGAUGAUUCAUUGAAGUGGUUAUCCGUCAAUGUCGUCAUGGAUAGAUGCUUUUGUUUGCGGGCCAUGACGGAAUAGUCGUUUAUGGUGAGAACGGAUGUUUCAGUUAAGGAGAAGAAACGACAUGUAUAAGAAGAGUUGUCUUCUCGAGUUAGAAGAAGAGAGCAUUCUCACUAUCACACAGUAUUCACUCUCAUCUCCAACUCACCACUUACACCACAACCACUAUUCACACUCCACCAACAAUAUUCAUCAUGUCUUCCGACGGUCUUCAAGAUGCUCCCUCCGCUGAGUUCCAGGACGACUCUUACGUCUCUCGCCCUGGUGAGAAGGAACAGCCCAUCCCAGUUCAGUCCGACUCCGAUCGAGUUGAGGAUCCCAUUGACGGAGAGCAGGCCGACACUGACGCCCAGCUUGAGCGCGAUGAUAAGGAUGCUAUCGACGAAAGUAACAUUAUCGAGGAGCGUACCCGAGGUGCUGCCCAGCCCAGCGGUACUUACCAGGAGCCCGGUGAUGAGGAGGGUCUCCCUUCUGACACUGGUCGAAGCUCCAACUAUUAAACGAGUUAUGAGAGCGUGAAGGCGAUUUUUGGAUAGCGAAUGGAUUUGUACAAUAGAAGUCUCGAAUGAAAUGACCUUUGACCAG
This is a messenger RNA of Fusarium verticillioides 7600, 1250 nucleotides long. RefSeq lists its product as hypothetical. Bases 860 to 1165 code for a protein of 101 amino acids. Lineage: Eukaryota; Fungi; Ascomycota; Sordariomycetes; Hypocreales; Nectriaceae. The transcript has 2 exons. The record is from RefSeq and is a predicted model, not a curated record.